Messenger RNA from Porites evermanni, 1935 nucleotides. NCBI's taxonomy places the organism in Eukaryota, Metazoa, Cnidaria, Anthozoa, Scleractinia, Poritidae. The record is from the annotation of a GenBank genome assembly.
AUGGAAGUUAGUGACAGGGUAAUGGAAGGCAGAGCCUAUUUCAAUCUCGGCACUACUUCUCUGAGCCUUAAUGAAUUCCAAAGAGUAAUAGAGUACUACAAUAAAUACCUCAUCAUUGCUAAGGAAGUUGGUGACAGGGCAGGGCAAGGCAAAGCCUAUGCCAAUCUCGGUGUUGCUUAUUGUCGCCUUAAUGAAUUGCGCAGAGCAAUAGAGUACACCAAUAAACACCUCAUCAUUGCCGAGGAAGUUGGUGACAGGACAGGGCAAGGCGAAGCCUAUGCCAAUCUCGGUGUUGCUUAUUGUCGCCUUAAUGAAUUCCAAAGAGCAAUAGAGUACACCAAUAAACACCUCAUCAUUGCCGAGGAAGUUGGUGACAGGGCAGGGCAAGAAAAAGCCUAUGCCAAUCUCGGCCUUGCUUAUCGCAGCCUUAAUGAAUUCCAAAGAGCAAUAGAGUACUUCAAUAGACAGCUCAGCAUUGCCGAGGAAGUUGGUGACAGGGAAGCGCAAGGCAUAGCCUAUAACAAUCUCAGCAGCAGUCAUUCCGCUCUCGGCGAAUUUCAACGAGCAAAAGAGUGCCACGAUCAAACCCUCAUCAUUGCCGAGGAAGUUGGUGACAGGGCAAUGCAAGGCGGAACCUAUGCCAAUCUUGGCAGCCUUUAUCACAGCCUUGAAGACUUUCGACGAGCAAAGGAGUGCCACGAGAAAGCGUUUAGCAUUUUCAAGGAAGUCGGUGACAGACAAGGAAAAGGACAUGCCCAUUUAAGAAUCGGCGCGGUUUAUGAUUCCCUCGGCGAUUUGCCACGAGCAAUGGAGUACUACAAGCAAUCCCUGAGCAAUGCUGAGGAAAUCGAUGACAGGAAAGGACAAGGAAAUGCCUAUUGCCACCUCGGAAGUUGUUAUGAAAAACUCGACGACUUCAAGCAAGCAAUAGAGUGUUACAAGCAACACCUAAAUAUUGCCGAGGAAAUCGGUGACAGGACGGGAGAAGCAUGUGCCCAUGCCCGUCUGGGUCAAUCUUUUUUGUAUUCAUAUUCUUUGAAUGAGGCUUUAGAACAUUUUAGAUGCUGUGUUAAAAUCUAUGACAGUAUUAGGGCCCAUUCUAUCUCGGAGGAUCAAUUGAAAAUAAGUUUCCGUGCGCAACAUCAAUUUGCCUAUACUCAUUUAUGGCUGGUUUUAGUAAUGCUUGAAAGGAAUGAUGAGGCUUUAUACGCCGCUGAGAGGGGACGGGCACAGGCUUUGCUCGAUGCCUUAAAAGAAACUUAUGGCCUUACAUCACCUUCUCCCAGGUCAAUUGAAUCUGAAGAAGAAGUCAGAAAUAUUUCAAGGAAGACAACUGUUUUGACAGUUUUUCUUGCCCUUCAUUUGAAAACAGUGAAUAUGUGGGUGUUGGGAAAAGAAGAACACCCUAUCUUUAGGCAAUUGAAGUUACAAGGAAUUGGAAAAGAGCACGAAGAUUCCUUUUCUGUCCUUUUAGACAUUGUUUUAAAAACCAUUGGGGCUGGCAGAGGUAUCAGGUGCGAAAAUCGGUCAAUGGAUAAGCUGAGUACAACAACUUCAACUACUCGAGACGAACAUCCAGCAUCGGAGGCAUCACAGGAGACCACCGACUGUUUGCAGCAAUUAUAUGAUGUACUUAUUGGUCCCACUGAAGACUUGCUUGAUGGUGAUGAACUAAUUGUAGUUCCUGAUGGCGCUUUGUCUAAAGCUCCUUGGGCAGCCCUGAGUGAAACUUUAAGGAUCCGCAUUGUUCCCUCACUGACAAGUUUGAAACUCAUCACAGAUUCUCCAAUUGAAUACCACAGUAAAAGUGGAGCCCUGCUUGUUGGAGAUCCAUGCUUGAAGAAAAUUACAGAUAGACGGGGGAACCCCAUUUAUGAUCCACUGAAGCACGCAAAAGAGGAAGUAGAGAUGAUUGGAGAAAUUCUAAAGAGUUAA